AUGGAAAAAAGUGAAUUUCGUAUGUUGAUAAAACACUAUUUUUUGCGUGGAAAAACCAUCACCGAAACCAAAACGAAGCUUGAUAAGUAUUAUCCGGACUCUUUCCCAUCAAUUGGAACUAUUCACAAGUGGUUUACCGAAUUUAAGUGCGGUCGUACGAGCACCGAAACGAUUCCAAGUCCAGGUCGUCCAAUUGAGGUGACUACUCCAGAAAUGAUCGGUAAAAUACACGAUCUGGUAUUGGAUGAGCCGAAAAUCAAAGUGCGUGAGAUAGUUAAGGCCGUUAACGUCUCAUAUGAACGGGUGGUCAACAUAUUGCAUAAUCAUUUGAAUAUGAAUAAGUUGUGCGCACGAUGGGUGCCGCGUUCGCUGUCAAUCCAUGAAAAACGGAUUCGUGUGACCACUUCCAAGCGCAAUUUGGCUCUUUUUAACCGCAAUCCGAAUGAAUUUUUGCGACGAAUCAUAACGACGGAUGAAACAUGGAUUCAUUUCUACACACAUGAGUCAAGUCAGCAAUCGAAAGAGUGGACAAAACGUGGCGAAACUCCACCAAAGCGCCCAAAAACGCCCUAUUAUUAG
This is a messenger RNA of Sitodiplosis mosellana (orange wheat blossom midge), 579 nucleotides long. RefSeq names its product histone-lysine N-methyltransferase SETMAR-like. Bases 1 to 579 code for a protein of 192 amino acids. The transcript has a single exon. Gene Ontology annotation, molecular function: nucleic acid binding. The record is from RefSeq and is a predicted model, not a curated record. NCBI's taxonomy places the organism in Eukaryota, Metazoa, Arthropoda, Insecta, Diptera, Cecidomyiidae.